AUGGCCGCGGAAGCGCCGAGACAGGUAUGUUAUUACAAAGACAGGAUAAACUUACCUAGUGUAUUUUCAUAGAAUUUUAACCAAUCCAGAUUGUGUAGUUCUUUACUGCUCUGUUGUAACGUUUGAGCAAAACUAUCGGCUUGAAUAGAGGAAAGGGAAGCGUAUAAAACUGACGUAGCGUAUCAUUUGAGACGUUGGCAAGGGCGCGAGCGAGUCUUUUGCCAAGUUGACAUGAUUGGCUUUUGUGACACUUUUAAUCCACCAAAAUGCCACAUUCGUACCGUUCGUACUUUGACCUGUCACUGCCGAAUGACACGUUUUGUGUGUGUGUGUCAAUGAGUCCUAAAAGCGUACUUAACAGACACUUUCCUCUGUAAACAAACACCAAGCUACGCUGAGAGCGGUGAGGGUGAGUUGCAGCAACGUAUCAUCAUGGGCGGAUCGAGGAGCCGACAGCAACCUGCCCGGUCGACAGCCCACCUGUAGCAUCAACAUGGCACAUUCCACGGAGGGGACCAAAAACCGGAGAGGAAGUGGUAAGUAGACUGUCGUUUUUGGCAUUUGAUUUAGGCUAGUAGUGGAGCUGGAGCAACAGGUGGAUGAUAUGCAAAUGAGUAGGCUAUUUAUUCAUAAUGACAUUAUUGAUUAUGGCACAAUGCUGCAAUGGCAAUGGUGAUGUAUUGAAAUUAAUAAAUUGUGGUUGGAAGAGCCUAAUUGUGUUUGCCUCUAGUGACAGUCUAGCUCAACAGUAGCGGUGCGUGGGUAAAAUCACUGAGGAAGCCAAGCCUGUAAAUAAUCCAUAUUACAACCUAUGUUAUGAUAAUUGCGUUGUUUGCUCUAUAACCCAUUCGUUCAUACACCAGCGUGAUAUACAAUAAGGCCGUGACAAAAAAAAGACAAGUUACACAAUGGCGGAAUAAAUUAAACUACACAAAACUGGAGUUCCAUCACAAAACUGGAGACCAACAUCUGUCCGGUGAACUCCACAAAGCAAAUAUUGCAUGUAACAAACCGUUACAUGACCUGCAACAUGGUCAAGCAAGUUAAUGUUUUCGACAGUUUAUUAACAACUACUGAUUUAGAACCAUGGAGUUGCCGCAACUCAGCACAAAGACAACAGGAGCACUGCCUCUGCUAUUUCAGCACCAUUUUAUCUUAAACAUUUAAACAUAAUCAAAUCAACAAGGCUAUACUUAGUUUAAUACACUGAAAACAAAUUUAAAGAUACGAAAAACAAUUUAGUCCAAUCAAUGUUGCUAAUUAUCAUGUGGCUGUCCAUGGUACUGAUUUCUGUGUGUGUGCGGAAGCAAAACUUUUUGACUCACCCUACUUGUAGACUAGUUGAAUGCCAAUGCCAUCCUCCUCUCUUUCGUGUUGGCAAACUGUCUAUGGCGCUGUCAUACAGUACGCUUUUAGUUUUUGUUGUCAUAGGCUACCUAGCUAAAAUGCUUGCUAGCCUAACUUCAUCGCAUGGACAACAAUGAACCAGCUAAGUUAGCUAGCUAGUUAAUGUGAUCCUAAAAGGGCUAGGCUACAUAUUAAACUUCAAUCGUCUCAGGCCAGUGGCACAACAUUCAUUUAUGGUUAGAACAGAAUCGCCUUCAUAAUCAUUGGCCUGUACAGAGAAUUAAGUCAAAAUCACAAGUCCAAAUCCCCAUCUCCAUCCAUGGCUUAGAAAAGGGCCUAAUUAGCAAGCUAGCUGCUGCAGGACAUCAACACAAGCAGACCAGAAACAAAAAUGACAUUUUGAUUGGUGUGAAGCCAAAUCCAAACUGGCCACCCUUGGGAGUUUUGCUGCACCAGGACAACCCACAGUUGAGCUCAGCUCAACGCUGAUUGGCAAAUUAUUUUAUAAUUGUUUUAUCAAGGGAGGCCAAAUGCUUGCUGACAAAAAUCUAUCAAAUGCUAUGGCAGCAACUUCAUACUCUUUCAGUCCAGACAGCAUCAGAUACACGGGCUACACAUAGUGAGACCGUGUGGUGCUGUUUCCCUCGCUCUGAUGAUUUCUCCACUGAGAUUCAGCCACAUGCGAAUUGAUGGAAGAUUAUGAAAACGCAAAGAGACAAAAGAUGCAUCGUUUUUUUUUAUUGGUCAAAUCUUUGGGGAAGUCUGGCUUCCCUUGGCAUCCAUGAAUACACGCCACUGUAACUCAACAUGAUUUUCUAGUCUCUAUUCAUUACAUCUAUAUGUCUGAAAAAUGUAUGCACUCACUAACUGGAAGUCGCUCUGGAUAAGAGCGUCUGCUAAAUGACUAAAAUCUAAAUCUACAGCAAUAAUGAAAUUUGAGAACAAUGCAAUUUUGCACUAGGUGUGUGUGUGUUCAGGGGGUGUUGAUUGGUAGGAUGCAGGAUUCACACUUGUCAAAGUGAACAGGCCUAGACUCAUUCAGCUCCACUGAGUCUAAAGUCUGUGUCCGGCUUCGUCAUCUUCAGUUCAGUCGCAUUGUCUGUAUUAUGUGUGCCAGAAAUCCCUUUUACAUUGGUAUGUUUUAUUACACUUUUGUUCUCUCUCCUUCUUUCUAGUAGAGGUGCGUAAUAUAUCACAGAGAUUAAGUGUAGCAUCUAGUCUUUAUUAUCUCAAGCAUUGUUGUUUGUGUAGCCUGGUCGUUGAUGGUGUUCUUUUCUAUGCAAUGUGAAAUGUUCUGUCCAUGCCUUCCUGUGAUGCUAAACCAAACACAGGAAACAUAGGCUUGUUCUACUUUCAGGAACUGUGGCAAUCAUUCACAUACAGACCAGGAGUAGAAAUUGCCAAACACAUGACAUCUUUUAAAAAUAAUACUUCUGUGAAGAAAUGUGUCAUUUCAGCUUCUUACCAAAUACAGAUUAAGCAUGACAUGUUAUUUUAAUUCAUAUAAAAAUGAUUUACCGCUCAUCCACUCAGUGAAUGCGAGGCUGGUGAGACAAGCCAUUAUCAUGAAAAUUAUAAUCAAUGUUGUCAUGGCAAUGGAUGUUUAAUUUUCUUUCCACCGGGUGUGGGGUUUAGAUAUUAACAGUAUCACAGUGACAACCUGUCUCUCUCUCUCUGCUCUCUUCUGUCUCUUCCCCCUCCCCCCCCCCCCCCCCCCAACUCACAUGACAACCUCUUGAUCAGGUUAAAGCUGACUGGGGCUUUAGGUCAAUUUAGUCAGUUGGAAAUUGCUGUUGUUAAGGGAUUUUAUUUAGUUCACGUAUGUAGAGCCAGUAGGCUAUUGUUUUUGCCAGAUAAUCUUUAUUUUCUUAUACUAUGUUUUUCCCUUUUUCUGGUAGCAGUUGGUGACAAGUAUUGUGCCCCCCCCCCCCCCCACACACACACACACACACCCCACCCGGCGGCAGUAUAGUGUCUUUUCCAGUUCUGCUCAGGAGACCUUAAAAGAUCUCAGUUCCCACAAGAGUUUAUCACACAGUUUCCUUCAGAUCCACACAAUGACUCAAUGACACUGCCAGUACUCUGCCGCUUUACACUGUACUUUUAGUUUUACUAUGGUAGAAAAUGUUUUUAGAAGCUUGUGUCAAUUCAAUACAAUUAAAGCACUUUCAAAGCAAAUUCUCACACUUUAUAAUGUAAUCUCCCUCCAUCUACUAAUUCAGAUUCCCCUGAAUUAUAAGAUGGAGGGGGAGUGUCUGGGGUUUCAGUUUCAGCCUGGUUACUGGCUGGAUCCUCUUUCACCUCCCUGUAUGUUUCUGCUCCAUUGUUACUGUUAUUUGAUGGCCUGGGUCAGAGUGAUUUGUCAUCAGAGAACCUAAUCUCUGUCCUAGUCCUACUUUCUCUCAGUAGUUAGGUUCUGGAGCAUGACUUUCUUGCUCUACUGACCUGUCAAACCAAAGUUGGUCCAAUGAAUUAAGCUGUAGGCUAAUGUUGUUCGAAAAACGUCACGCUGAAGGAAAAUAUGAAUGGAAUUUGGGAAAACAUUUGUGCCUCGCCAUCCAGACAACCAUCACUCUACCAUAUGAUAUUAUCACUAGUAGAAGUGACUCUCGUCCAUAUAACAGCUCUGUUUCAAUUAAUUCCUUGUUUCUUCCAGGUGCGACUGGAGGAACCAUAAUGAAGAAUGGCAUGGUCAGCAUAGACCCCGUCUCCACAGCACAACCAAGCCCAGACCUCUACAACCACCAUGAGCACAACAAGCCCCCCCUCAUCCAGCACUCCCUGCCGAGUUACAAGGCCUCCGCCCUGUACUACGGCAGCCCCGAGCGGGGCCAUGAAGAUCAGGACUGCCACAGCCUGGCCUCCCAGGACUCUGGCAUCCCCACCCUGGAGAUAAACCAUCCCGAGCACAUCCACGCCCACCCACACCCAGGAGAGAGUGGCCUUACCCUGGGGUCGAACCACCACGACCAGCGCCCCGCUACCCUCUCUCUGGACCAGUCUGGAGACAGCGCUGGCCUCCGCAAGUCCUCCACCUUCCCCCGCAGCAGCUAUGACUUGGUGCGCCUCUUCAGCCCCGCCCCUAGGUCCAGCGCUGGCGGUGUGGGAGUCAUGGCGAUGAGUGGCGUGGGAGGCAGAGGACUGAACCGCAGCGACGACAUCUCAGUGUGCAGCGUGUCGAGUUUGAGCACGGAGCUCUCCGCCACGCUGUCGGUGUCCACCGAAGACAUCCUGGACUUCAUGGUCACCUCCGACUCCAGCGCCAUCGUCACCAUGGAGACGGACGAUGGCGGUAGCGCCCACUUCUCAGACGUGACGCUGUCUCCAGGCGGCGACAUCGAAGGGGGUCUGCGGAGUCCGCAGCGGAGACACAUGGGUCCGGGGGCAGAGGAUGAGGGUAGGCCCAAGAGGCUGGGGCCACUGGCUAGCUUCUUCAAC
Molecule: messenger RNA, 4785 nt
Organism: Coregonus sp. 'balchen'
Lineage: Eukaryota; Metazoa; Chordata; Actinopteri; Salmoniformes; Salmonidae
Source: the annotation of a GenBank genome assembly